AUGUCUAGCAUCAAAUCAAGGAAAUCUCGAUUUAAUUCAUUCGAGUUAAGUGAUUCUGAACAAUCAACUCAAAGUCUUACAAAUAUGAUUGUUGAUCUCCAAAAGUUUUUCCCAUCGAUGCCAUUAGAUUUCACAGAAAUUGAUUCAAUGAUAGAGAAUUCAAAACAAGCAGUCAAAGAAGAAGAAUUUCCGGAUAUACAAAUCUACAAUAUAAAAUUAAUUAGUAAUAUUCGAGCUAACAUGGUUUGCAUUGAAGCAUUAAAAAGUAUAAGAUCGGUGAUGAAGGAAAUAAGACAGAAUGUGGCAGAGACAAAUUGGGAUCUCUUAGUGACGAAUGGAUUCAAAGUUCAGGCUUAUCAUUCAUUUGUUUAUACUCUAAUGAAACUUAUUGAAGUUGUACCUGAUGAUAAAAUUAACAGAGACUUAGCAUUUAAUGCUGGCCGAACAUAUUUCAUGCUUCUUGCCUUACCAGGAGCUAAACGAUGCCUCAUAUGGGAUGAAAGACUAGUUUUGGAAUUCUUCAAACUUUUUGAUUUUGAGCCAUCAAGACAGGAAGAUAAGCGCACGUCCUCUCAUGAUUAUGACGACCGUUUUAUAGAAAUUCAAAUCAUCCAAAUGCUCAAUGAAUGCCAAAUUGUUUUCAACAUUGUCUGUUUGAGUGACCAAGAAAAUAUCUUAGAGAAAUAUCUCGAGAUGUUAAAGAGUACUCUGAGUAAUUUCAUGUCAAAUACUACACAAUCAGCUUAUGACAUUUUAAUGAAGUGCUAUGAAAAUCUAGAAGCUUUAUGUCUCUGGCCAUUACCAGAUAAAGAGAUUGAAAAGGCAACUUAUCUGAUGUUUUGUAGGACAUUAGAACUUCAUUUCAAGACACCAAAAAAUUUUAAUCGACAUUCCAAUACAAAACAUGGCGUGUCGAUCUCGGAAUUUAAUCUUUAUCUACUUAAAACUUAUCCAGAAAAAACCAAAAACAUAAUAUUAAAAUUUAUAAAAUCGAUUUUAUCCAAUCUCAAUCAUAAAUUUGAAAGAGAACAUUUUCAAAAGCUUUUGGAUAUAGCUGUGAAAUAUGAGCAAACAAUUUAUUACCAGUUUAAUGAAUCGAUUGUCGACUACUUGGAGAAACUUGUUUUAGCUGCCGACCAUCGACAAAGAUUAAAUGGAACAGAAUUUUGCGGUAAAAUGUUAUUGAAAGGUACUCAGAAUGAUGGAAGUCAACAAUUACUUCACAUCAAUGACAUUCCUCGAGAAGUUUAUUUAAUUAAAAUGCUUUUCGAUAAAGUUUGCGACAAACAAGAUAGUGUUAAACUAAAAGCAUUGACAUCAAUUAAAGCAGCUUUAUUAAAUGGAAAUGACAAUUGCAAGAAGAUUUUUGAUGUUUUUUUAAAAAAUAAUUUAACAGAAGACAAUCCAGAAAUUGUAGAAAUUCUCCAGGAAUCAUCGAGAGAUUUUCAGAACAAUUUAUUGUCGCUUCUUCAGAGAAGUUCAUCAACUUACAUCAGAAGAACUUGUCUGGAAAUUUUAGGACAAAACUGUGAAGAACAUCUCAACAAUGAAAUCUUUUUUGAAACUUUGACAAUGCUCAGUGACGAUUCUUCAUACCUGGUUAAGAUUCAGCUUAUUGAAGUUGUUAAUUUCUUGAUAGUCAAACAUCCAAAGAAUAAAAAUAUCCUCGAGGUAUGGUUGGAAGUUAUACUAAAUUUAGCUAGAGAUAAUGACAACAAGAUUGUUGAUGCGUCUGUUAAGUCAUUAACUGAAUUGUUACAAAGAAUAGAAUCAUUCGAAAAUACUUUAAAUGACUUGCAUAUGCUUCCUUGGACUAUAAUUCGAUUGAUAAUGGCAAGAGGCAAGAGAAAUGUUCUUAAAAAUGCUAUCAAUAACGUAACAACAAAAAUUCUUUCACAAGAUAAACUCAGAAAAAUCGAAACUCAUAUUUUUACUUCUCAUAAGACUGAAGCUUGGUGCAUUCUCUCCAUUGUUGCUAAAAGAAUGAAAUCUAACAAUCCUGAUAUUGUUGUGAAAACUUUUCUCGAUCAAGUUGAUCAUCUUGAUGAUGUUUCGUACGAUUCUUCUGAUUUUUAUUUAAUUCUUGAAGUCAUUCAUAAUUGGAUAGAAAGUUUCAAUGAUCAUUCAAAGACACAAAUUGUGAACAGCAUCGAAAGAGUUCUAGAAUCUGGUAGAUGCAGUAUCAGCUUUGUAAGUCAUCUUUAUGAGACUUGCUGCUUAACUCGAUCCACUUUGUUCACAAAAGACGAAAAUUUGAAGUUUAUUGAACAUUCGAAUGAAAGUUCACUGAAUCAAGUUAUAAAUAAUCUUGAAAGCUUCUCUUCAAGUUUGUCUGAUGAAAAAGUUUUAAAUUUUAUGUUGCUUUAUUGUGAAACAAACACAGAUCUCUCUCAACAUCCAGACCAAAGAAUUAUUACCUUUUUAUUUGAGUUUUUGAAGAAAGUUGUUAAUGGUGACAUAAACAUUACAACUGAAAAUGAUGUGUCAAGAAAACUUAACUGUUGCAUUAUAAUUUUGACUAGAUUUGCUGUGAGAGAUGCUGAACUUGCUUCUGAAUUAUCACCAAAAUUAGGAAUGUUACUUCGUAAAUUAUCCAUGCAUAUUCGAGUCAUUAAAACUUCUAUUCAAUGUCUUAAUGAUCUCUGCAAGAAGCAUACAUCAACUGUUGCCCCCAUCUUCAAUGAAGUCAUUUAUAAACUUCAGUCUUCAAAUGAAGAGAUUCGUUUAUGUGCUUUGGCAAAUAUAUACGACUUGGUAAUGCAAGACUUCAUUAAGAUGAAAGGUCGCGUUUUAUUGAACUUCCUAGCUUGUCUUGUCGAUAAAAAUGAAAUGAUUCAAAUGAGAAGUCAAGCAGCAAUUUUAAGUUACACAAAUGACAAAAAUCCAAAUCUUUUGUAUACUUGCUUUAUUGAAUCUGUUUUUCUUUUUAAUGAGUUCAUCCAAACUGAGACGUUUGGUGUGUUUCCACUUGAUGAAAUUGAUCGAAACCAUCAUUUGUUGUAUGGAAAUGAUAAAAAAGAGCAACGAUAUGAACUUUAUCACUUUUUCGUUCAGAAUAUUUUUGAUUUAAAUGAAGCACAUUUGUUGAUGUUGUUAAAGCAAAUUAUUGUUCUUAAUGAGAAGUUUGAAAAGAAAAAGAUAAAAAAGGAAGAAAAUGGAAUUCAAGCAUUUGAAGAUUUGUUAUAUAUUUUUAAACUUAUUUGUAAUAAGAGUGAGGAAUGUAAGUUAAAUAUGAAUAAGACAAAUGACAAUCCUGAAUAUAUUGACAACGAUCAUGCUGAUGAAGUGCAGCAGACAAGCACAUCAAAGGCGAAAGUCGACAAAAAAGGCAACAAAAUGACGCUCAACGACGUCACGCCAAUUUUGGAAAAAAUGAUUUUAAUAUAUCCAUCAUUUGCCAAACACAUGAUUAAUUAUGAUGAAAAGUUAGAAAAAGAUGUUGACGAAUUGACAGCAGCAAUUGUGAGAAAUUUCGCUCCACUUGUUGAGUAUUCUGCUCAAGCAUCUUUCUGGAAUAUUUCUCAAGAGAAUAAUAAAAAGAAAACAAACAGAAAUAAGAAACAGAAGCAACUCAGAAAAACAACUGUCAAUGAAAAUGUUAGUGAAAGCAGCAGUGAUGAAGAUAGUUAA
This is a messenger RNA of Clunio marinus, 3630 nucleotides long. NCBI's taxonomy places the organism in Eukaryota, Metazoa, Arthropoda, Insecta, Diptera, Chironomidae. The record is from the annotation of a GenBank genome assembly.